Messenger RNA from Poecile atricapillus (Black-capped chickadee), 2919 nucleotides. RefSeq lists its product as uncharacterized. Gene Ontology annotation, molecular function: zinc ion binding; double-stranded RNA binding; single-stranded RNA binding. The record is from RefSeq and is a predicted model, not a curated record. The transcript has 16 exons. Bases 143 to 1957 code for a protein of 604 amino acids. Lineage: Eukaryota; Metazoa; Chordata; Aves; Passeriformes; Paridae. Gene Ontology annotation, cellular component: precatalytic spliceosome.
GUGGGCGCGAGCUCCCGGAUGGUCUGAGGCUGCGCCGACGGUGGAAGAUGUGGAUUGAGCCAUAAAAUAAAACAAUAGCGCUUAAAUAGCAAAAUAAUAACCCGGGUCGUCCGCCCGAGGCGUGGCCCCCGCUCCCGCCAGGAUGAACGUCGUGCCUGAGGAAGUUAAGGCAGAAAAUGGCAACGCGGAGCCUGGGGAAAAACAUUUUUACUGCGAAGUUUGUAAAAUUUCGUGUAUGUGUGCUAUAAGUCUUCAGUCACACUAUCGUGGUUCAAAGCAUAGAAAGCAAGAGAAAGCCCUGAGACGCAGGAAUUUCUAUAGUUCUUCUGCUCUUAUCCAAGUUCCGAUGAAGUAUCGAGUGCUCAGACAAGUGAAGAGAAAAUUCACAGGGUACGUAACCUAUCUGAAGGAUUUUAUGAAUGAUCCCAGAAGAGAAGAACCUCUAAUUGGUUUAGAACAUGUGGUUGAAAUCAGAUUUGAAGGAAGAAGAGAGCCACGUUAUGAGUGCAGGCUGUGUGGAUGUAAUACAGAAGUGGCACCUAUGAUAGAACAUCUUAGUGGAUAUAAACACAGAAGAGAAUACAUUUCUAAAGAAUUUCCAGAUAAAAUGAGGAGAAAACCAACAGAUGCAAAAGAAUGCAAAGUCUCGUUUCUCAAACGGAUAGCAGGAGAGCUAGAGAAAAGUGAAGGAUUAAAAAUGUAUAAGAUUGAAGGUUACACAAGACCAGCUACCUCAUCCCCAUCGAAGAAGAAAGCAAGGUGGGAAGAUGAUUAUAAGCAUGAGAAUGAUCCUGUUCGGAAACAGAAAGCUCUGGAGUUCUUGGAGACUUUUCGCAUCACCUCAGACUCAGAAGCAACACUUGUUGUUCACAUUGCACAGGAACUCAUGGAGGCUUUGAAGGCCUUUUGUGAAAAGAGAGCAGCAGAUAAUUACACCAACAGUGUAGGCCCACUGAUGUCAGUACCUCAAGAUGAAUUUCCAGAAAGGGAAAACAACUCAGAACACUAUGGGCCAGAUGGAGAAUACAAAGGAAGUUCUGACUGGAAUCAAGGUUUUUUGUCUCAGUAUGAAGAGUGUUCUGAAGAUUUUUCUUUUGCUCCUGCUCACUCAAACAGUUACCAAGCAUAUGAUGGAUCAUACUCUUGUCAUCUGAGAUCUGAGGACUUUGCAAUGAUGCCUCCACUCAGGGACUCUCCUGCUGUUGAGCCUGAUAAUCCUGUCAGUGGUAUCAGUGAAUGGCUGAGACAGCUCAGAAACUCUGUGUCGGUUGCUGGGGCCUCUUCAUACACAACCGGCCCAGUGAAGGAGUAUUCAGCAGAAUACAUAUCCAGUGAUGUGCAAGGAAGUGAGCUCCUUGAUAACAGACUCUCAUUUGGCAGGGAAAAUACAAAAUGGAGGGAUCAACAAGCAUGUACAGAAGCAAGGCAUAUAAGUGACCAAGAAUUACCCUAUCCCAAUUCUUCUGCCUCAUAUCCUUCAUCUGCAAGAUACUCUACAAACUAUGCUUCACAAAACUAUUCCUGUUACACGAACAGUGAGUCUGUGAAUACUUGUACAUCUUUGGCAAAUUCUGGUGUUUCAGAAAGAGGUGACUCCAGGUGGCACCAGGACACUAGGUGGAAUGAAUGGAAGCAGGAAUCUAGGUGGAAGCAGGAAUCUAGGUGUCAAGGAUUCAGGUAUCAGAAAUCAGGCUAUCAGAGAGACUGGAGUUCACAUCAAGACUCGUUUUGUGGAAGUGGUUCGUACCAAGAUCACCAGCAGUUCCAAAACUCAGAAGAGAUAUUUGAUGGAGUUGAUGCUGGUCUUGCUCCCAACACUGUGAACAGACUACUAGGAAAGGAUGUACCUACAAUGACCAGAAUGCUCAAACAGUUGGCUCCGUAUUAUCCAGCACUUCAAAAAAUAAAUAUUCAGACAUUUGUCAAUGUGCUAAUAGAAACUAGAGAGAAAGAUUAAGGAGCAACAACAGCUGAACUGGAAACAGAUGAAGAGAUUUGAGAAUCUCCAUCACCUGGCUUUCAGGAAAGAGACUGUAUUUUACUCUGUGUUUGACUGGCUUGGGAAAGGUAAGGGGGAGGUAGGGUUUAAGUUUUUAACAUGUGAAAUAUAGCUGGGACAGGAACUUGCACAUAACGGGUGAACAUACUAUUUUGUUUAGGCUUUUUGUAAAGUAUUUGUUAUAUCUUAGUAUAUUACAGAAAAAAAAAUUUGUUAUUUUUUGAAGAUAUGUUAAAAUUACUCUGUCAGCAAAAAGCUAAUAAUCCUUUUAAUACCCUUCUCAAUUCAGAAGAGAAGGGAAGGUUUACUUUUCUGUUAUCUACAUAGGAAGCACAUUCAUUGAAAAUACAGGUUUACUUUUCUUCACACAAAUGUAAGGCCAGUUCCAUUAAUUUGAGGCUUUAUAAGUAGUGUAUUUUUAGAAAUUGAUACACUGUAUUUCUGUUUAGACAGAGAAAGGAAAAUGUCACAGCAAAGGUAUUCUCUGUCUUAAUGCGAUGUUAUAUGAGGAACAUGUAAUCUGUACUAGAGGACUGGUAUGUAAUAGGGCAUAUUAGUUUCAUUUUUGUAGAGGAAGAAAUGGUGUGAAAUAUAUGCAGAUUUUUUUAAUCAUGUUGUUCAAAAUGAAAUAAUUAUAAAUUGUCUUAAAAACUCAUUUGGUGGAUGGACCUAAAAUAAAAAUUCUUGAUUCUUUCUACUAGCAAAAGCAUAUUAAGAAAUAGUAGAACCCAUAAGGCAAUCAGAUAAAACAACAGAAAAAAAUAAAUAAACAAAAUGUCAUACUAACUGAGUAAUACUUACCAGUUCAUGAUGUGUAUCAGAGCCACAUGCUCAUGAGCGCCUGGCUUUAGAUAUCUGCUUUAUGUAAUUAAAACCAGCUUACAUGGAGCUGAAGAAAUGAAGUAAAGUGAGACAGUUUA